AGUUUUCAAUUCGGGGGAAAGGAAAAUGCUGCAUCAAAACUUCAACGGCUUCAAACUUAGAUGAGGAAUUAAUUCAGAAGCGCUGGGGACGUUACAGACGCGGCACAGGCGGGAGGGGAGGAACGGUUUAGCCGCGGACAACGGAAGCGGUUCUCUUGUCCUUCAGAAGAAGAUGGCGGCGGCGAGUGAGGCGGAGCGGGCGGUGCUGGAGGAAGAAUUUAAAUGGUUAUUGCGCGAAGAAGUUCACGCUGUCCUGAAACAGCUAAAAGAUAUUCUUAAGGAGGCCUCUCGGCGCUUUACUCUCUCAGCUUCUGGAUCUGAAGGUCAAACCCGACAGGAGAACUUCAAACUUGGAAGCUCAUCCACAGAUCAGGUGAAGGGUGUCCUGACGUUACAAGGAGACGCAUUGACUCAAGCAGACAUUAACCUGAAGCUGCCUAAACACAACCAGGUUCUGCAUUGCACCUUCAGGGAGGACAAACAGUGGAAAAUACAGCAGAUUCAGGAUGCCAGGAAUCACGUUGGUCAAGCUUUGUAUCUCCUAAAUAGCAGAGAUCAAACUUACCAGUUUAAGACUGGGGCAGAGGUCAACAAGCUCAUGGAUGCAGUAAUGUUGCAGCUAACCCGUGCUCGCAAUAGACUGACCACUCCUGCAGUUAUGACGCUCCCAGAAGUAGCUUCGAGCAGUUUAAUGAAAAUGUUCACGCCAUCUCUUCCUGGUGACGUCUUUGCCAACUUCUACAUUAAUCUGAGCAAACUUUGUUUCAUUGUCUACCAGCUUCAUCUUCUGCAGCCCAAUUUGAAUAAGAACUUCAAAGCAGCUGGGAGCUCUGUGCUGCACAACCCGGGAUCCAUGUUUGAGAUUAAUAACCAGAAGUUUGAAGUUAGCCAUGUACACAAAGUGGAAUGUGUGGUCCCCUGGCUAAAUGAUACGCUUGUUUUCUUUACCAUUGCUCUACAGCUUUGUCAGCAACUGAAGGAUAAGGUCUCCGUUUUUUCCAAUUACUGGAACUUCAAGCCCUACUGAUGCUGAUCGACAGACUAAAUGAAGAUCAGUUUGCACUUUGUACUCACUUACUGCUGCAGCUCCUAGUCUGUCUACUGUAAAUGCUGUGUGUGUGAAUUUUUUUUAUCAAAUAGGUUACACUUGGUGCACUUUUCCCACCUUCCUUUGCCACGUUUUUAAUGAGUUGGAUCGCUUAUGGAGCAAGCCUGGCCUAAUGAUAAUUGGAAAUAUCCCACGAUGGUGAAGUUUGAGCCACCAGCGGGCCUUAUUUUUCUCAGAGCAUUAGGCUUUAUGGCAUAGGCUGAAGUUGAACUGAUGAAGGACGGUGACAUGCUCAUUUGUUAAAUAAUUGGUGUCGAAUUUUACAGAUUUUGACCAUUUUCAAGCUCUGGGCGAAGGGGAAUGAAGAAAGGAAAGUUCCCUCAAAGCUCAGUGUUCAACCACUAAAAUCAAUGCUUAUGAGCUAUUUACUAGGAAGCUAUAAGAACAAAAACUAUACAUUAUACCUCUUUUGGGUCAGUCUUAUCUUUUUGAGACUUUGCUUGUGUCUUCAUCAAGAUAAAAUGGAUAGUUAAUAAUGUAGUUUAAUUGUAAACACAUCAUGCUUACUCUACAAUUUGUAUAUUACAUUUCCAUGAUAUUGUGUUAGCCUUGCGUUUGUGCUGGUCAUAAAUUAAUCAGAUCCUGAAGUUUGUGUUUACGUUAAUGACAACUGUUGCACCAGAAAUUAGAUUAUUCCUGGAAUCUGGGGCGUGCACAUUAAAGGUUUAGAGAUGUAGAUGGACCAAAAAUAAGAACCAUCGUUACACAGAUAAUAGACUUCAGGGGGUGUGGUAUGCUAGGUGAAAUGAGGUCGUUCAUGGAUUAAUAUGCAAUGUAACAAAAAACAAAUGGGAGCUUUUCAUGCAGUCGAGCAGUUAAUAAGAAUUAAGGUCAGUUGUGUUGUGUAUGUAAUUUAUAUGGAGUCUUGCGGACAUGAACAUUUUAACCACUGAAAUACUGGAUUUUAAAUAGCCGAGCUAAUGUAAAUGUUUCAUUUUGAACACUAAUUUAACAAAGAACAGUAUAACUGCAUUGAAUAUAUAUUCCAAUAAAGAGAAAUCUUUGCUGGAAGUGUAGGCUGUUCUCUGAAGUCACCAGGCAUGAUUCAGUAGAGUAGGCACAAGGAACAACCUGACAAAGUUCCCUAAUGCUGGUCAUAAAUGAGAUGUAUUUAUGUAUUUCAACAGAAUAAUUUUCUAUCGAUAAAUGUCUGAAUUACCAUUAAUAAACAUUCAUAUUUCUGUUUGCACUGGAUUUAGAUGUUUGUCCUUGUUAUGUGAGACAAUUAGAUUUUUCUAUUGCAAAAGCAAACUGCUGGAGCUCAGCUGGUUGAGCAGCGCUUGAUGGGAGGGAAAGGAGCCGAUAUUCCAGGCCAAACCCCUUCAUUAGGGCUAAAAAUUGGGAACAAUAAUCUUUCCUCUCCACUCUUGGACCAGACAGUUGUUUGUGUUCCACAUUGAUCUUUCCUGUGACUAUUGAAUUUUUUCAGUGUAAUAAUUACAGGAAGGACACAGUUAAAAGAAAUUACAAACAUAUUAUUCAAAAUGUACUGUGAUCAUUUGAAGUUCCAGCACUGGUUAGAUUGAGCAUUGUUCAAAUUGUCUAUGCUUUUAACCAAAUAAGGUGGUACUCUUCAAACCACUUAUUUUCUGUUCUCUUAAUUGUUGAAUGAGUUCCAUGAUAUUCAGACUUACAUUGCUUGUGUAGUUGUUACAGUGCCCGCCAUAAUGUUUGGGACAAAGACCCUUUGCUUAUUUAUUUGCCUCUGUACUGCACAAUUUGACAUUUGUAAUAGAAAAAUUCACGUGUGGUUAAAGUGCACAUUGUCAGAUUUUAUGAAAGGCCAUCUUCGUACAUUUUGGUUUCACCAUGUAGAAAUUAUGCUGUGUUUACACAUAAUCCCCUCAUUUCUGGGCACCAUAAUGUUUGGCUUCAGAGUUGUUUGUAAUUGCUCAGGUGUGUUUAAAUGCCGCCUUAAUGCAGGUAUAAGAGAGCUCACAGCACCUAGCAUUUCCAUCACCAUUGGAAAAUGUUAUUGCUGUUCAUCAACAUGAGGACCAAAGUUGUGCCAGUGAAAGUCAAAUAAGCCAUUAUGAGACUGAAACAAGAAUAAAACUGUUAGAGACAUCGGCCUAUUUCCUUCGCUCCAUAGAUGCUGCCUCACCCGCUGAGUUUCUCCAACAUUUUUGUCCACCUCAAAACUCAUUGGCCGGUGGUUCAUGCUACUGCAAGACAAUGAUCCCAAACAUACUUCUAAAGCAACAAAGGAGAUUUUCAAAGCUAAAAAUGGUAAAUUCUUGAGUGGCCAAGUCAAUCACCCGAUCUGAACCCAAUUGAGCAUGCCUUUUAUAUACUGAAGAGAAAACUGAAGGGGACUAGCCCCCAAAACACACAUAAGCUAAAGAUGGCUGCAAUACGGGCCUGGCAGAGCAUCACCAGAGAAGACACCCAGCAACUGGUGAUGUCCAUGAAUCGCAGACUUCAAGCAGUCAUUGUAUGCAAAGGAUAUGCAACAAAAUACUAAACAUGACUACUUUCAUUUACAUGAUAUUGCUGUGUCCCAAACAUUUUGAUGUUUUGAAAUAGGAGGACUAUUUAUAAGCACUGCUGUAAUUUCUUCAUAGUGAAACCAAAAUGUGUAAAAAUGGCCUUUAUUAAAAUCUGACAAUGUGCAAGUUUAAUUUUUGUUUCUCAAUUACAAAUAUCAAAUUGUGGAGUACAGAGGCAAAUAAAUAAAUGAUGGGUCUUUGUCCCAAACAUUAUGGUGGGCACUGUAUAUGCCUCUUAAAGAUUUGAGCAUUCUUUAAUGAAUAGAAACAACAGUUUAGAGUCUUGAAAUAAAAAAAUGCUGGAAACACUCAAGAUAGACACAAAAUGCUGUGUAACUCAGCAGGUCAGGCAACAUCUCCGGAAAAAAGGAAUAGGUGACAUUUCGGGUUGAGACCUUUCUUCAGACCCACUCAGCAUGUCAGGCUGCAUUUGUAGAAAAAACAAAACAGGGUGAACAAUUCAAGAAUGAGAACCUAACGAAUGUUGACUCUUCUUCCUCCUUCCACAGAUGGUGCCCAACCUGCUGAGUGUUUCCAGCUUUUUCUGGUUUUAUUCCGAUUUGCAGUAACUGCAAUUCUUUUGACUUUUAUAGCAGAAUACUGUACUACUAUCAUUGCUCCUGCAUUUAGCAGAUGUGUGCACAGGAUGGUAUAAAGCAUCUUCAACAGCUGAUUCCUGAAUUGGUCUUCAGAGUAACAGACUGAUGCUUUCCCUGUUUAAAUGAAACAGCUUUCAAUAGAUCAUAGUUCAUUGAAUAUAGCUGCCCUUUUGCUGCUUGUUGCCUUUGCCUCUGGAGGUUCAGCCUGCAGCUUGGACUUCAUUUGUGGGAAGAUGUUACGCUUCACUUCCUUGCCUGGUUUGCUGAUGCAAAACUAGAUUUCUAUUCUAAAAACAAUUAAACUGCAGCGUAAGUAGAUCAAAUACAUGGAUUCCUUAUUUAAGGCAUUCUGAUAUAAUGUUACUUGUGAAACUGCACAUUGUCAGACAUUUUGAAGUUAUUGGCUGAGACAAUUAGAUAGAUCUGAUUUUAUUAGUGAGCAGAAUGGAUAAGCUUGUAAAAAAAAGUGAUGUCUUCCAGUAUCAUGUAAUAUGAAUGUAACUUCAAUAUAGUUGUUCUGUUAAUGUUUGUGACCCAGCUUUAAAGAGAACAUUUUGAUAACUGCUACAUAUGUAAAAAUGCAACUGGGAUCAAUCAUACAUUGCAUCGAUUGUUAAAUUGUUCGGAAUAUUGUGUGGACCACGCUAAAAACAUUCGUAUUGUAUCUGCAAUAAAGUAUUGAGUUCAACAAA
This is a messenger RNA of Leucoraja erinaceus (little skate), 4888 nucleotides long. It is a transcript of the gene rogdi, whose product is annotated as rogdi atypical leucine zipper. The transcript is spliced from 11 exons. Gene Ontology annotation, cellular component: RAVE complex. Lineage: Eukaryota; Metazoa; Chordata; Chondrichthyes; Rajiformes; Rajidae. The coding region runs from base 173 to 1027 and encodes 284 amino acids. The record is from RefSeq and is a predicted model, not a curated record.